AUACCAUGUCGUCAAGCUUAAAAAUUUAAAGAGGUUAUCACACAAUUAGUGUUUGCUUAUCGGUGUACGAAGUGAAGUGAUUUGAAUUUAAUUAUGUAAUGACAACCGUAAGUUGUUCGGUGACCAAGUUUAAUGACAAGUUGUAGUGCAAGAGGUGAUAAGUGCGUGUCAAAAAUAUAGUGUAAUUUUGUAAUUUCAUUAUCGAUUUGAUAAUGAUUUUCCGUUAAUUGGGUAAAGUGCGCGAUGAGUAUCGUCUUUGUUAUUGAUCAGGUGAAAAGGUGCUGUGAAUCGUCGAAAACCUGAGCAAUUUUCACAAAAUCGACGAAAAUGUCGGGUUUCCACAAAGUCGAAGUGAAUAAAACGGUUUGGGAAGUUCCCGAAAGGUAUCAAAUGCUUUCAGCCGUAGGUUCGGGAGCAUACGGACAAGUUUGCUCAGCCGUGGAUACUUUCUCAAACAAGAAAAAAGUUGCCAUAAAAAAAUUAGCCCGACCUUUUCAAUCAGCCGUUCACGCUAAAAGGACGUACCGAGAACUCAAACUCUUAAAACACAUGAGACAUGAAAACGUAAUCGGAUUGUUGGAUGUUUUUUAUCCUCAACACGACAAUAGCCAGAUCUAUCUAGUCACCCAUCUUAUGGGGGCCGAUUUAAAUAACAUUAUACGUACUCAAAAACUAACCGAUGAUCACGUACAGUUCUUAGUGUAUCAGAUAUUACGUGGCCUAAAAUAUAUCCACUCUGCGGGAAUUAUACACAGAGAUUUAAAGCCUUCUAAUAUAGCCGUUAACGAAGAUUGUGAGCUCAAAAUUCUUGAUUUUGGUUUAGCCCGACCUACGGAGACUGAAAUGACGGGAUAUGUGGCAACCAGAUGGUACCGAGCGCCAGAAAUUAUGUUAAACUGGAUGCACUACAACCAGACAGUUGAUAUUUGGUCAGUAGGAUGUAUAAUGGCCGAAUUACUAACAGGACGUACUCUUUUCCCAGGCACAGAUCACAUUCACCAGCUUAAUUUAAUCAUGGAAAUUCUGGGGACGCCGAGCGAUGAGUUUAUGCAGAAAAUUACGUCAGACAGUGCGAAGAGUUACAUACAGUCGUUACCACCCUUGCCUAAGAAGGACUUAAAUCAGUAUUUCCUAGGGGCGAAUCCGCAGGCCGUGGAUCUUCUGAGGUUGAUGCUGGAGUUGGAUAGUGAUAAGAGGAUUACGGCGGAACGGGCGUUAGAGCAUCCCUACUUAACAGCGUAUGCCGAUCCGCACGAUGAGCCUAUUUCAGCACCUUAUGACCAGAGUAUUGAAGACAUGAAUCUUCCAGUGGAAAAAUGGAAAGAAUUAGUUCUAGGAGAAAUAAAUUCGUUCGUUUAUAUACCUCCACAAAACGAAGAAUCGUAGAACGCUUCGUAGUACAUACACAUGUUAAAAGACGCUUCGCUUAUGAUGUGUAUGAACAGUUUAAGUAAAAAAAACUGAAUUGGUAACUUUAUUUACAAUACUUUUAUUAUUUCUUUAUACAGGGAAUAUAAAAAUGAAUUCUAAAUUUAUGCAACUUAUAUGUUUAUGUAUAUAUAAACAAAGUUUAAUACGUUUUCGCAUUAAUUUGCAGCUUUCUGUUCCAAUAUUAAUUUUUUAUUUGUAAUUUAGUUAUAACAAAAUUAAUAAAAAAAUUAAAUAGUGAUGUUCA
This is a messenger RNA of Zophobas morio, 1675 nucleotides long. RefSeq names its product mitogen-activated protein kinase p38b-like. The record is from RefSeq and is a predicted model, not a curated record. The coding region runs from base 328 to 1386 and encodes 352 amino acids. The transcript has 7 exons. Gene Ontology annotation, molecular function: ATP binding; MAP kinase activity. Lineage: Eukaryota; Metazoa; Arthropoda; Insecta; Coleoptera; Tenebrionidae. Gene Ontology annotation, cellular component: nucleus; cytoplasm. Gene Ontology annotation, biological process: intracellular signal transduction; protein phosphorylation.